Molecule: messenger RNA, 222 nt
Organism: Phytomonas sp. EM1
Lineage: Eukaryota; Euglenozoa; Kinetoplastea; Trypanosomatida; Trypanosomatidae
Source: the annotation of a GenBank genome assembly
AUGGAUUUUGAUACGAUGGCGACUAAUGUCAAGCGGGAUGUAUUUCCUCGCACCAGUGCCGCACUAACAUCUCACAAGGACGAUGCGUUUUUUGAGUUUUCUUUUCCCAUUUACGUUUGUUCGGUGUCACCCUUGCAACAAUCCCUUUUUGAGAUACUGCCCUUCAUAAUGGAAUUGGGUAGGCGCAUGAUUAAGGAAUCCAUCCCGAAGCUAUUUCAGUGA